GUCACCAUUCUUCACCCACCAUCCCAGUGCCGAUCCAACCGAGGGAGGAAGCUCCAGCUCUCCCUCUCCACCUCUCUUUCGUUGCCGGCCGCCAAGAAGAGGGACAUCGCCAACCGUCGUCGAGCUCUCUUCAUCUCUAACUCAUACUCGUUCCAUUCUCAUCUCACCAUGACGAACAACUUUGGUUUUGAUCCCAUUCCAUUUCAUCUUCUACAGCAGCGGGAACGCCGCCAUGUCAUGGUCGCUCUAGAGCGCGCUCUGUGCACCGCCGCAGUGACAUCAUCGCCGUUCCCGCUUAUCUGGACCAAGCCGGGCCAAGCUGUCGCGCCAGCGUCUUCGCCUCGACCUCCUCUCCAUUUCCCCUCAAGAAUCUCGAAGGAUGGUGCUACGAGUGUGGAGAUCGUCCACCGUCUUCUCCACCUCUGGUCACCAUCGCCGUUGCCGAAUCCACCCCCUCCGUUCUUGGAGCUGAUUGAGCCAUCGCCGUUCAUUCGGAGGUUCUUGCCGCCGCCGAGCCGUUACACGAGCCGCCGUCAUAAACCUAGCUACCCCAGCCAUGUCUACCAUCUUGGUUUUAGAUUUAGUCUUUGAGUAAUGCGGGUAUUCGACUGCUUCUUCUAGGACUUGAGCUUAAUGGGGUAAACCCCUAGUCGGUGUGCUUGUGGAUUGGGUAGACAAGCUUCCGCUGUUCUAUAUAUUUAUUUGGCCAGUUGGCCAAUGUAACUAAAGUAGAUGUAGUUUAUAAUCGCUUUCAUCUUAUUUGUGUUUGCUAUGUAUAAUCAUGCUUGAGAUGAAAGUGUGAAUCUAGUGCACAUCCUGGGAA
Messenger RNA from Oryza sativa Japonica Group (Japanese rice), 823 nucleotides. NCBI's taxonomy places the organism in Eukaryota, Viridiplantae, Streptophyta, Magnoliopsida, Poales, Poaceae. The record is from RefSeq and is a predicted model, not a curated record.